Molecule: messenger RNA, 2465 nt
Organism: Corylus avellana
Lineage: Eukaryota; Viridiplantae; Streptophyta; Magnoliopsida; Fagales; Betulaceae
Source: RefSeq, a predicted model, not a curated record
CCUCUCACUUUUAGGAAAAGGAUCACAUUAAAAAAGAGGUAAAAAGUAAGGGAAGAAGAUGGGUAAGCUCGGCUGCAACAUUGAUGGGAACCUGGAUGACACAAAGUUCAGCCAGCCAAUGCCAUGGAUUGGCAUCUACGUUGCAGCAGCAUCACUGGUCUGCCUUGUUGCAAUGGCUGCGGAUGCCAUCCUAGGAAUCCGCAAUCGGAAGUUCUGGUUCCCGUGCAAAUUCUCCUCAGGCAACGCCACUUCCCUGACCUUGUUAGCCGUAGCAAUAAAGCUGUCAGUGGAUCUAAAUACCUCGAUGCCUCGCCCCCAAGAUCAGCUUGCAAAACUCAGCAGCACGGUUUUCAUCUGCACAGUAAUGGGUAAUUCUAUGCCUUCUCUUGGAACCAUGGAGAACAAAGAAAUGUUUAUGAACAUUAUGGCCUUGGGAAUACUUGUUAUUACAGUAAUUGUCAAUAUCUGCAUCCAAUUAACUACUGGGGUAAUCUAUGUUUUCUGGAAAGAACAUGCUUUUAUCAUGUUUAUCAUGCUUCUUUUGCUUCUUAUCAUAAGUUUUUCUUCUCUAACCGUUCCAACUACUAAGCAGUUUUUGGAACAUAAGUACAAUAAGAAGUACGAAUUAGCUCUGAAAGAAGGCUCAAACGAAACUGGUAAACCGGUUGUUGACAAACUUAAAGAGGACGUUAUGAAAUAUUGGGUGAUGUCUCAUUCAAGUAGCCCCCAGUUUGUGAUGGCCCGUUCAGUGACGUGCACCGCCUCUGGAGCAUUCUGCCUUAUGAGUGCUGCAACUUUAGCAGAAGCCAUGCUUAGAUCAUUCUUUAUGCCCAGGUCAUUUAAAUUUUGCAACGGAGAGUCUGAGUAUAAAUGGUCCACCACUCUAGUUCUUGUUAUACAGACUCUUGCAGUAGGAGUUGGUACUAUAGCUCCAGCAUGUAGAUGGUUCUUCGCCAUCAAUUACGGUGGCCAAAAACGAGAGAAUCAAAGCUCCAGAAAAGAAUUGAAGGUAGAGCACUACUGGGUACAGAGCCUAGUAGAGAUGAAAGAGUGCCCAUUAACUUUAGGAAUCCGAAAUCGGCACUACAGGAAGCUUGCCCAUGAUGCAAAAAAACAAUUCUUAAACUUGUGUAUCAGAGUGCAGAGUGGGAUUGUGAUAAUGAGCAAAUUAAUUUGCCUCAUUUCCAUUUUCUCUGUUUACCCGAUCUUGUUAUGCCACAACUACUGCACAGAGUUAAAGAAGAAAUUCAAAUUCAUGAACGGUGUUUCAAACACUGCAUCAGCUUCCGAAUCAGAGCCUUGCUCGAAGCUGGAUCUUAGUCGUUUUGUUUUGCGUCUUGAAGGCGAGGAUGAAUUGGUUGGGAUGAUGAUGAAAUGCAGCCAUAACCCUACUGAUCAUUGGAUUCGGGAGGGUGACAAGAAGCGGCCAAAAUACCUCAUAGAACUGUUGGAGACAUCAACACGAGGUUUCAAGGGAGUUGGCGAGUUUGACAAUAACCAAGUUCCUUCUCUAGAUUCUGAAGAACCACCAAAUUGUUGGGCUCUUCCUGUGGUGACACUGGCAAGUAUUGCAGUAGCACUUCCGAACAUCAGCCCUAGAUUCAUUAGAGGCUUAAUAUGUAGUGUGAAUGAAGGUCUGAUGUAUGUAAGACUCAUAGAAAAUAAUCUGCAAAACAAAGGAGAUUUGACCAACAUCAGAAAGGCAGCAGAUGUUGUCUGGCUAGGAGUUGAACUUUAUCACAAGUGGUUGGAUGUGGAUCUCCACAAACUGUCUCUUCAAGGAAAAAGCUUAAAGGAAACACUUCAAAAACUUGCCGACAACGCAAAGAACAGGCUUGUGGAAUUCCACAAGGAACAAAAUACUCAAUGUCUAGAGCGAAGCCCUUCGAAGUGGCCCAUCAAGGUAUUGGCUGCGAAUUCCAUGUAUAGAAUAGCUCAAACUAUGUUGCUAAAUAGUGAAAGCAGAUAUGAUCAGAUGAGUGAGAAAUUAUCAGAAGCAAUAGCUGUCAUGAUUUCUGAUAUACUGGGUGCUUGCCUCACUAACAUACACCGUGUUGUAUCCAUGAAAUGUUUGAGCAGCGCCAUCGAAGAGAGGGAGGAGAGUGUGAGGUAUGCCGUUUGCAUUCUUGGUAAAACUGAAAAGAUUCUGAAACUUCUAGAAAAGAAAGCACUCCCCAGUUUAGAUCCUUGUCAAAUGAUAUGCAUUGACGAGUGGCGCACAUUAUACAUGCAGAAGAAACCCUUGCCCUUUCCAUCAGAGGGCAAGAUAGCUUCUUCCAGGUCAGGUGACUUGUGCCUAACCAUUAAGUAGAGUUGACAAGCCUGGAGUUGAUAAACAGAGCAGCCUAUGAUUUUAAUGUCAGUGCAAAGCUUGUAAAAGGGGAGAAGAAAUUGUUUUGCUUCAUAGAUGAUGAUCAUGUAAAUACUUGCAACCACUCUCAUUAUGAAAUAAAAUUUUGUUCUAU